CACGAAAUGUCUCAUACAAACUUAAAAAAAGUCAUCUUUCUCUCCACAGAACUGUCGCAAGACCUGAGGCAAGAAUUCCUUGUCUGCUGUAGAUUCCCAGUUAUACUCCCCGUCUGUCUGCCCGGUGAGUGAGAUCUUCAGCCAUGACCUGGCAACACGGACUCUUCGGUUGCUUCGACAACAUCGGCUUGUGUUUGAUCGCCUACUUCGUACCCUGCUACCAGCUAGGCAAAAACGCAGAAAAGGUGGGCGAUAACUGCCUGCUGUGUGGCCUCUCCUUCCUACUCCCCCCAGCCAAUGUGGUGGCUCAGUUCAUUGUCCGUGGCAAGAUCCGGGAAAUGAAAGGGAUCGAGGGCACCGUUGUGGAGGAUCUGCUCAUCGUGUUUUGCUGCACCUGCUGCGCCCUGGUACAGGAGGCCCAGGAGUUGGAAGAGCCAAGUGCCGCCUACGUCGAGAGGUCAUGAUUUCAACCUUAUGACCCCUCAUCACGACAACUGCUUGCAACUCAUCGAUGUGUUCCGAUGUCAAAGACAUUCCUUAAUUAUCCACCUUGACCUGUAGAGCAACAGCUUUUGGACUCUUGUAUAACCAAGCUAGAAACUGUUUUCUUCUUUUAGCUAGAAGCCUGUCCGGAAUGACCAAUGUAUAUCAGUGUUUUCGAAACUGAACUUUACUAAAGAUUGUAUACAAACAAGAUGGUUCACUUCACAAAAAGUGUCGUUGACGCGCCAAAAGAUCGACUAUUUUCUGUAAGGUUCAGACAUACGCCAUUUUUACAAAUGAAUCCCACACUGAGCAGUCGAGAUUUAGCUACCCACGUCGUUUUGAAAUUUUGUCUCUUUUCUCGAGGAGAGAAGAAGUCCCUCUUUAAAUUGGCUAGUGUUACUCCGUACUGCGACAAGCCGGGUGUUUGUAAACUGUUUUCAUCACCUCUAACCUCCCGAGUAGGGGAUGUAAAUGAUCGUCCCUUUCCUUUUACUCUGAAGCGAGGCAAAAACCAAUGUUGUGGAGCAAUAGCUUGCUACAUUUUUUAAAAGCUGCUGCUCGGUAUGUCUAUUCUUUUUUAUCGAUUCCUCAAAGAUAUGGAGAUGUAAACAAAUGGCCACACAUCGACUCAGUUCGCUGCUCCUCAUGCAAUAAUAAUUAGGCAGAACUGUUGUAAUUUGUCAAAAUAACAAUAUAAACUAGAUUUAAGUCCAGAAUUCGAUUCAAACUAACAAAUAGUAGUAGUAGAUUUGUCUUCAAAUCUAUAUCAUAUGGAUCAAGAUACGAUAUCGUUCUGCAAACCAGCAGCAACCUGUAAGACAUUCAGUCUUAAUUAUUAUUAUUAUCGAACCAAAUCAACUAAGUCAAGAGUGACUGAACAACGUUACCCCUUUACAUUUGCUAUACCUCCUAAAUCGGGUGCUCUUAAAAGACGUGCCUUUUAGUAGGUGAUGUUACCUGAUCUUUGGAAACAGGGUUGAGGUUUUGUUAUUGCUGUUGUGUUUUUUUAAAAUUUGUUUUGCUUUGUUUCUUUUUUGUUGUUGUUGGGUUGUUGCUUUUUUUUGGGGGGGGGUGUUUCGUUUUGUUGGGUUUUGGUGUUCUGUUGUUGUUGUUGUUGUUGUUGUUGUUGCUGUUGUUGUUGUUGUUUUCGUUGUUGCUGUUUCAUGUUCCUCAAAUAGAGAAUUGAACCAAAUUGACGUAUGCAAUCUUGGACUUAACGUAACCUUGCAUAAAAAUGUAUCGUAGUCUCUUUUAUAAUUCCUUAAUGUCUUGUCUUGUGAGUUUCGUUUCCAUUUCUGUUCCAUGUUUUAGCUUUUCUAUUUCAUUUGUUCAGAUCUGUUUCUUUGGUUUGAAUAAAAAAAUAUCUGAUACUA
This is a messenger RNA of Aplysia californica (California sea hare), 1859 nucleotides long. Its product is annotated as cell number regulator 10. NCBI's taxonomy places the organism in Eukaryota, Metazoa, Mollusca, Gastropoda, Aplysiida, Aplysiidae. The coding region runs from base 144 to 464 and encodes 106 amino acids. The transcript has a single exon. The record is from RefSeq and is a predicted model, not a curated record.